Zophobas morio is the source of this 1317-nucleotide messenger RNA. RefSeq lists its product as uncharacterized. NCBI's taxonomy places the organism in Eukaryota, Metazoa, Arthropoda, Insecta, Coleoptera, Tenebrionidae. The transcript has 3 exons. The coding region runs from base 107 to 451 and encodes 114 amino acids. The record is from RefSeq and is a predicted model, not a curated record.
UGCUUCGCAUUCUCUCUGUCGUUUCGCUUGCUUCUAUUCGUUAGUGUGCACGCUUUUAAGUUUUGCUCUUUUUUUUGGAUAAAUCGCCCCAAACAAAUACAAAAACAUGGCAGACAAGACGGCCCAACAAAAGGAAGUCCAAUCCACCGCCGAGGAGGUCGACAAAUCCAAAACCGAGGAGACGACUCCUGCGGAAUCCGAAAAUGGCGACAAUGCGGAGAAUGGUGAACCAGCCGAGAAAGAAAAUGGCAAAGAGACGGAAGUCGAGGAAGAAGAAACCACUGCCGCUGCCACUGACGACACAGAUAAAGUUUGCUCAGUAAAGAGAAAAUCAACAGGUGGUGAUGCCACUAACGAAACUCCAGCCGAAGGCGCAACUCCCGAGAAGAAGGCCAAGCUUGGAGAGACAACUGAAGCGGAAUCAAAUGGUGAAGCUGAGGUUGCAGCUUAAACAAUAAACCACACAAAUAACGAAUUUAAUCAUAAGUUUCAUUUAGUUUUGUAUUUGUGUAAUGUUAGGGUUUGCAAAUCACGCUGGCCACCCUAACAUCGCACAUCGUGUACUACAUGACACCACUAUUUUAGAAAAUUGCAUUUAUUUUUUAGUUUUCGUUUUGGCACACCAUUUACUAACAUUCCCAUUCAAAUGGAAAGUUCAAUGUUGCUCUACUCUAAUGAUACAGUUUGUAGAUUGUGGGUGCCAAGUUAGGUGCAUUUGUGUACUUAAAAGUGUACUUUUUUACAUAAAUCAACGUUGCGAUACUUGCAUUUGAUGACAGUAUCACUGACCACAAUUCCUAUUUGCUGAAACUUUUUUUCAUUUUAGAUUAAAGAUUGAUGUUUUAUAGGUGACAAGGGUUUCACAAUAAAAGUCUUUGUCUAACACCAGAUUAUUUAGACACCCGAUCGUCAGUCACAGUGUUGUGAAAUGCAUGUGUCAGAUAGUUUCAGUAAGUAAGAGUAAUAACCGUUGUCCUGUGUUGUGAAUUUAAUGUAAGAUAUUACGGCACAUGUUGAGUGUCUUAGAAGAUUUAAGAAUUUUGUUAUUGUAAAAUGUGGUGAAUCUCUAGGAGCCAGCUCUGCCAUUACCUCACUAACACUGGUUUCUAAAUGUGUUCAUAUCAGACAUUACUAAUUUUAUACUGCUUUAAUUUUUGUACUAAAUUACUUGGAAAUAUUUAUACAUAUGUUGUGAAUUGAUGACUAACAGUAUUUUGUAAAGGGUUCUCCGGAUAGGAGUUUUACUGCUAUGGUACAAACUGUUUGUAUUUAAUUAGUGGUAUGGCAAUAAAGAGUUAGUUUCCGGUAAAAUAUCAA